AAGUAGUUGAAAAGGAUAUCAGUAAUCUUGCAGAAGUUUUAAAACCUAAAAAUACUCCUAAAGGAUUUCUCCUCUUAUACGUAAAUAUAGAUCAAGCUAAAGAAUUACUCACUCACUCGGAGAAAAAUGUGGUUUGUGCAAAAAAAGAAGUCGUCUUGUCUUACUAUCAGUUCGAGAAAGCAGAUGCAGAAAAACUUAAAGAGUUACUAAAGAUAUCGAUCCCCUUAUGCAUGGCACAGAGUAAAAUAGUUGCUGAAGUUAAGAAAUUACUCCCCAUUGAUACUUCUAUUAAUACAGACUUCGAUGUAUUGCAGAGCAAUGACCCAAAGGGUCUUAAUUCUGGUACAAAUUCUUUAGAGUCGAAUUAUACAAUUGAUAUAUUAUAUAUGGAUGAUACAGAGAUGAUAUUAGACAAAUACUGA
Molecule: messenger RNA, 422 nt
Organism: Dentiscutata heterogama
Lineage: Eukaryota; Fungi; Glomeromycota; Glomeromycetes; Diversisporales; Gigasporaceae
Source: the annotation of a GenBank genome assembly